Adineta ricciae is the source of this 612-nucleotide messenger RNA. The record is from the annotation of a GenBank genome assembly. NCBI's taxonomy places the organism in Eukaryota, Metazoa, Rotifera, Eurotatoria, Adinetida, Adinetidae.
AUGACCUUCUCAAUACAUCGAUUUUUCUUCAUUGUUUACAAUACGAAGCCAUUUUUCAAAAGCAAGAAGUGGGUGAUCAUAUGCAUUACAAGUCAAUGGACGAGCGUCGUACUUCUCUCAUUACCAAUCCUUUUCUAUAAAGUUUCAAUUUGUAGUGAUCCAGCUGCAUCUCGAAUUUAUACUUGUAUCUUGGUGGUAUUAAUACCUUCAUUGGUUACAAUUCUUCUGAAUGCUUUCAUAUUCCAUCACAUUCGAUCUUCAUCGCGUCGAAUUCAACCGCAAGCUAUCGAUACCCUCACAAAUAAUAACGCUAAUCAACAAAUGAAAUUCAGCUCUCGAGAAGUCGCUCUUUUAAAACAAAUGAUCUUCGUCUUCGCUGUUUUUAUUGGAGGUUGGGGUCCAAUCUAUUUCGUUCGAAUUAUCAAUCAAUACGUCGAUGUUCAUACAGUUAUCUAUGCAUGUUCAGUUUUAUUGUGUGAAACGGCUUUACUCAGUGUUGUUGUACAUUUAUUCAUACAUAAUCAUGAUUUAAGACAUUACUUAUCAAACAAAAUACAGCAUGGUUGGAGAGUUGAACAUACUCGAUUAGAACGAGAAGCUUGGGUUCGCUAA